GCUGAGGUCAGCGCCUUUCCCAUUCCAAACACCCAGAAACAUCAGUGGGAAGGGAGGGGAUUCAGAUUACAACCUUCCCGUCCUCCCCUUCCACCCCACUCGCCCCGCUCGCCGCAGCCGGCGAUGCGCUGAGCCCCUUCUCGCCCAGGACACCGCUGCCACCGCGGCCCCCGCACCCCGAGAGCGCGGCGGCGAUGGAUGGAGGUGCCCGGCAGCAUCGCCAACGGGCCGGCAGGCGCUGGGCGUGCUGAAGGGCAGAGGUUUGGUCCUCUCCUCCUCCUCCUCCUCCUCUUUGUCCCCCCCCCCGCCCGCCUUCUCCCUCGUCCCCUCCAUCCUGAAUGUGAUUUAUCCCCAGCCCUCGCCAGCGAGCCAGGCCGGUGGCGUGGGCUGGCCAGAUGGCUCCUCGUGGGACUUUCGGCCGGCCAGGCCGGGGGCAGCGAGCGGGCGGGGGGCAACGUGCCCCCCUGGGCGUCCCCCCGCUCCUCCUGCCUUUGCUGGCGGCGGCAGCGGCCGGGCUGAGCCUGCAGGCGGGCAGGACGCAGCACUUGGGGGUCUGCCCCAACCAGCUGAACCCCAACCUGUGGGUGGACGCCCAGAGCACCUGCGAGAGGGAGUGCCAGGCUGACCAGGACUGCGAAGGCUUUGAGAAGUGCUGCACCAACGUGUGCGGGCUGCGGAGCUGCGUGGCCGCCCGCUUCGCCGACGGCAGCCUCCCGGCGCUGGCACUGGCGCCCGCCGCCUCCUGCGAGAGCUUCGUGUGCGCCCAGCAGGGCUCCGACUGCGACAUCUGGGACGGGCAGCCCGUCUGCAAGUGCAAGGACCGCUGCGAGAAGGAGCCCAACUUCACCUGCGCCUCCGACGGCCUCACCUACUACAACAAGUGCUACAUGGACGCCGAGGCCUGCCUGCGCGGCACCCGCCUCACCACCGUCCCCUGCAAGCACAUCUUCACCUGGCCCGACACCAGCCCCGUGCCCCAGGAGACGACGGCGCGCCCCACGCCGGGGGCCGGCCCCGAGGUGCCGGUGCCCCCCGCGCUCUACAGCAACCCCUUCCACCAGUCAGUGCGGGCCGGGGGCACCGUCAGCUUCCGCUGCGACGUCAGCGGCCGCCCCCGGCCCGACAUCACCUGGGAGAAGCAGAGCGAGCGGGAGGAGAACUUCAUCAUGCGGCCGGACCAGAUGUACGGCAACGUGGUGGUCACCAACAUCGGCCAGCUGGUCAUCUACAACGCCCGCCACGAGGAUGCUGGCAUCUACACCUGCACAGCCCGCAACGCCGCCGGGCUGCUGCGCGCCGACUUCCCGCUGUCGGUGGUGAGGAGGGAGCCGGGGGGCGCCCCGCGGGCCAGCAGCCCCCAGCCCUUCCCCAGCGCCGAGUGCCUGAAGGAGCCGGACCGGCGGCGCUGCGAGGCCCUGGAGGUGCGCUGGCACUUCGACGCCAAGCAGGGCUCCUGCCUCACCUUCCGCUACGGGGGCUGCGGGGCCAACAGGAACCAUUUCGAGACCUACGAGGAGUGCCGGGCCGCCUGCCUGGGCAGCGCCCGCCCCACCUGCCUGCUGCCCAUGGUGCAGGGGCCCUGCCAGAACUGGGAGCCCCGCUGGGCCUACAACCACCUCCUCAAGCAGUGCCACUCCUUCGUCUACGGCGGCUGCGAGGGCAACACCAACAACUUCGAGAGCAAGGAGACCUGCGAGGACGUCUGCCCCUUCCCCAAGAGCCUGCAGUGCAAGGCCUGCCGCCUGAAGAGCAAGAUGGUGCUGAGCCUCUGCCGCAGCGACUUCGCCAUCGUGGGCCGCCUGAUGGAGAUCGUGGAGGACCAGGACUCCGGCAUCGCCCGCUUCGCCCUGGAGGACGUCCUCAAGGACGAGAAGAUGGGCCUCAAGUUCUUCAACAUCAAGUACCUGGAGGUGACCUUGACCGACAUGGACUGGAGCUGCCCCUGCCCCAACAUGACGGCGGAGGACGGGCCCCUCAUCAUCAUGGGCGAGGUGCACGACGGCAUGGCCACGCUGGACCCCAGCAGCUACGUCCGGGCGGCCAACGACAAGCGGGUGAAGAAGAUCUACGAGCUGAUGGAGAAGAAAACCUGCGACCUCCUCAACCGCUUCCAGGACUAGGGGAGAGCCGGGACGUGCCAACGGCGGAGGGUGGGGGGGCUGCAGACCCAUCACGGUGGGGGUCUCCACACCAGUGCUUGUAUCUAGGGGUUACCACUCUCAGGUAGCUCCCUCCCAGCCCCGUGCUGAGCCCCAGCCCAGCUCCCACCUCCCCUGUAAUUUAUCUGCUGCAUGUCCCCCCCCCUCCCCGUGUA
This is a messenger RNA of Calidris pugnax (ruff), 2314 nucleotides long. RefSeq names its product WAP, follistatin/kazal, immunoglobulin, kunitz and netrin domain containing 1 (gene WFIKKN1). The coding region runs from base 396 to 2120 and encodes 574 amino acids. The record is from RefSeq and is a predicted model, not a curated record. Lineage: Eukaryota; Metazoa; Chordata; Aves; Charadriiformes; Scolopacidae. Gene Ontology annotation, molecular function: serine-type endopeptidase inhibitor activity; receptor antagonist activity; transforming growth factor beta binding. Gene Ontology annotation, cellular component: extracellular region. The transcript has 4 exons. Gene Ontology annotation, biological process: negative regulation of transforming growth factor beta receptor signaling pathway.